Messenger RNA from Morone saxatilis (striped sea-bass), 2061 nucleotides. RefSeq names its product ALG11 alpha-1,2-mannosyltransferase (gene alg11). Lineage: Eukaryota; Metazoa; Chordata; Actinopteri; Moronidae. Gene Ontology annotation, cellular component: endoplasmic reticulum membrane. Gene Ontology annotation, biological process: protein N-linked glycosylation. The record is from RefSeq and is a predicted model, not a curated record. The coding region runs from base 68 to 1558 and encodes 496 amino acids. The transcript is spliced from 5 exons. Gene Ontology annotation, molecular function: GDP-Man:Man(3)GlcNAc(2)-PP-Dol alpha-1,2-mannosyltransferase activity.
GGGAAACAGAGGAGGAAACUUGAAAGCAGCUUGAAAGGUGAUGUGUUGUUAAAUUUCUCUUGGCAAGAUGUCGGGCCACGAUCAGCUGGUCCUCUGUUUGUGUGAGUUAACGAGGCUGCUGUGGAAGUUGCUGCUUCCUCUGCUGGUUCUGUGCGUGCUUUCUGUCGCUGUCCUGGUCCUGCUGGUGCUGGCGGUGCGUCUGUGGCUUCAGAGCAGCAGGAACGCUCGGCGGGCGAGGGACGGCCGCCCCACUGUGGCCUUCUUCCACCCCUACUGCAACGCUGGCGGUGGGGGAGAGAGGGUGCUCUGGUGUGCUAUCAGGGCUCUACAGAACAGGUACAUGGACAUCAACUUUGUGGUGUACACCGGGGACCUGGGUGUGACGGGCCAGCAGAUUCUGGAUGGGGCGCGGCGUCGCUUCAACAUCGUGCUCCCCCGGCCGGUGCAGUUUGUGUUCCUGAGGCACCGGCUGCUGGUGGAGCCCGGCCUGUUUCCUCACUUCACCCUGCUGGGACAGAGCGUGGGCUCCAUCUUCCUGGGAUGGGAGGCGCUGACCGAGUUCGUCCCAGACCUUUACAUCGACUCCAUGGGCUACGCCUUCACUCUGCCCCUGUUCCGCUACUUGGGAGGCUGCAGCGUGGGGAGUUACGUCCACUACCCCACCAUCAGCACUGACAUGCUGUCUGUGGUGAGAGAGAGGAACCCCAGGUUCAACAACCCAGACUACGUCUCCAACAGUCUGUUCCUGAGUGCCUUCAAGGUGGUCUACUACUGCCUGUUCGCCCUGCUCUACGGCAUGGCCGGCUCCUGCAGCGACCUCAUCAUGGUCAACUCCUCCUGGACGCUCGAUCACAUCCUGUCACUGUGGCGCGCCCCGAACCGCACCAGCGUGGUCUACCCGCCCUGCGACGUCGGCGCGUUCCUGGACGUCCCGCUGGAGGAGGACGGGGACAGGAAGUGCCACUCGAUCGUUUCCAUCGGGCAGUUCAGGCCGGAGAAGGACCACCGGCUGCAGAUCAGAGCUUUCAAGAAGGUGUUAGACAGGAGGAGGGAGGGCGCGGGGGGCCGGGAGGCGCUGAAGCUGGUUCUGAUCGGCGGAUGCAGGAACCAGCAGGACGAAGAUAGGGUGCUCAUGUUGAGGGGGCUGUGCCAGGAGCUGGGUGUGGCCGACAGGGUGGAGUUCAAACUGAAUAUACCCUUCGAGGAGCUGAAGAGAGAGAUGGGGGAAGCCACCAUCGGACUGCAUACCAUGUGGAACGAACACUUCGGAAUAGGCAUUGUGGAGUGUAUGGCAGCAGGAAAGGUCAUUCUGGCGCAUAAAUCCGGCGGCCCCAAGCUGGACAUCGUGGUCCCUUUCGAGGGAGGCCAGACAGGCUACCUGGCUGACGACGAGGACAGUUACGCCGAGGCCAUAGACAGGAUCCUGGCGCUGCCGGCCGCCAGCCGGCUGCAGAUCAGACGCAACGCCCGUCAGUCGGUGGCUCGCUUCUCAGAUCAGGAGUUUGAAGCCUGCUUCAUCGCCGCCAUGGAGCCUCUGAUGGGAACGCUUGAACGAUGAGAAAAGAGACUCAUUGUUUGUGUGUGUGUGUGUGUGUAGGUUACGUGGCUAUUUUACACUUUGAGCACCUUUACUUUGUUGCACUUAGGGCUGCGUUUACACUUUAGAUCUGGUCACUAAGUGGGAUCAUUUCUGAUGCAGUAACAUCACUCACAUGCUCACACAGAGCUGCUGAGAUUGUGAAUUUAGUUGGUAGCUCACCACUCAAGGUGGAGUGGAGAGGCAGUGCAUAUUAGAAACUAACUGCAUUACUUUUACUGAAUUUAAAUUUAAGUUUCUAUCUACAAACAGUUUAGAUACACGGCCAAAUUUCAGAUUCAUGUUUUUAAGGGGAAAUCAGGUAUUUUACGUUGUAGUAGUGGAUUCAGCUGCAGGAACGUGUGUAGUUCUCUUUAACUUGUAUUUGUAAAAUACUAGAUUACCCUGUGAGAUGACAUUUGAAGCUCUUUUUUUUUUUUUUUUUACAGGACACAUUCCUUUGUCAGUAGUGUCAGUUUAAUUAA